GAACAAUCUGUACAGCAGAGUCGUCUUCUUCACUCACACCUUCCUCUUCCUCUCUCUCCUCAACACUCACACUAAAAUCACAAAACUCGAGCAGAAAAAAUGGUGGCAGCUGCAAUUUCACCCUAUUUCACCUGCUCUCCAAUUUCUUCUCAAUCCACCAAAACCUCUCCAUUUCCAUUUCUCUACCAAAACAGAAGCUCAAAAAAAUCGAUUGUCUCUGUACUAUCCAGUCCCUCCAGCAAUUAUUCUUCUCUUUCUGGAUUAUCAAGUAAAAGCAUUGGUCUACCUUUAAAGCCCGACCAGUUUGGCCAACAUAAUACGACUCUAAGCAAUGGGCCUAUUGAAGCAAGAAAGGGUAACCCACCUGUAAUGCCAGCUGUGAUGACACCAGCAGGGCCCUUUGACCUUUCUAGCGUAUUAUUCAGGAAUCGGAUCAUAUUUAUUGGGCAACCAGUGAAUUCUCAGGUGGCUCAACGUGUUAUAUCUCAGCUCGUAACUUUGGCAACUAUUGAUGAAAACUCAGACAUACUGAUUUAUUUGAACUGCCCAGGUGGAAGCACAUAUUCCGUAUUAGCGAUUUAUGACUGCAUGGCUUGGAUAAAGCCAAAAGUUGGGACAGUUUGUUUUGGUGUAGCUGCAAGUCAAGGUGCGCUUCUCCUUGCCGGUGGAGAAAAGGGGAUGCGUUAUGCAAUGCCGAAUUCACGCGUUAUGAUCCAUCAACCUCAGAGUGGAUGUGGGGGUCACGUUGAGGAUGUCAGGCGUCAAGUGAAUGAAGCGGUUCAGUCUCGCCAUAAAAUUGACCAAAUGUAUGCUGCAUUCACUGGUCAAUCACUUGAGAAAGUACAGCAAUACACGGAGAGAGAUCGUUUCUUAUCCGUCACAGAGGCCAUGGAGUUUGGUCUUAUAGAUGGCAUUUUAGAAACCGAGUAUUGAGGAUGCUGCAUUUGACGUGGUGGGAUCAUUUCAUGGAUGCGACUUUCAUUGCUGUUGUACCAGUAGUAUAGCACACAAAUUAUCAGACACUAAUUUUGAUAUAUUUCGUAUUGCAAUCUCAGCUUAACUAAUUAAGUUACGACACUGUAUUUUUUUAUUUUGGGUUCUACUACGAGGAGUUCCCACCGCCUUCGGCGAGUGGACUAAUCUCCCGCGGGAGUUUGCAUAAGAUACGUCACUGUAAUAGUAAGGUUUAUGGUUGUUGUCCUUGUAUAUUUUCAAAGGGGAAAUUGAUUUGAUUGGUUA
Messenger RNA from Spinacia oleracea (spinach), 1239 nucleotides. RefSeq names its product ATP-dependent Clp protease proteolytic subunit 6, chloroplastic. The record is from RefSeq and is a predicted model, not a curated record. Lineage: Eukaryota; Viridiplantae; Streptophyta; Magnoliopsida; Caryophyllales; Amaranthaceae. Gene Ontology annotation, molecular function: ATPase binding; serine-type endopeptidase activity; ATP-dependent peptidase activity. Bases 100 to 933 code for a protein of 277 amino acids. Gene Ontology annotation, cellular component: endopeptidase Clp complex. Gene Ontology annotation, biological process: protein quality control for misfolded or incompletely synthesized proteins. The transcript is spliced from 9 exons.